UGUCUCAGAGGGGAAUAAGCUCAUUUCGUCAUUGCAACUAAUAUAUUCAAAAAUGAUAUCAUUCAUAUCAAAUGAUUCAAAGAUGUAUUAUUAUGUAGUUAGACGUCAAGCGCGACAGUUUUAUUUCAUAACAGAAUCAGUUUGUUACUCUCAAGUAGAAAAGAAAUUGCGCUGUACAUGUAAUAAUGGCAGAAAUAGAGAUUGCAUCGCACGAAAGUUGGUUUAAUUGGACAAAAUAUUCACACAUGCUGCUGCGAUCAAUUGAAAAGUCGAUUUUAGCACAUCUACGACUUCCGUACCGGGGUAUGUUUGUGGACAUUGGGCCUUGUGUCGGAGAGGCUGAUAAAAUAUGGACGAUUUCAAUGAAUAGUGAGUCAAACCGAACACCGAUACUCAUGCUACACGGUCUAGGUGCAGGCGUUGCUCUUUGGGUGCUCAAUCUGGAUGAAAUUGCCAAACAAAGGCCACUUUACGCUAUUGACAUUCUUGGAUUUGGUAGGAGCUCUCGUCCAAUGUUCGCAGAAGAUGCUAUGGUAGCCGAAAAACAAUUGGUGAAAUCUAUAGAUGAAUGGCGUAAAGAAAUGGGAUUAAAAGAAAUGAUCGUUCUUGGCCAUUCUUUAGGAGGUUUCUUGGCAACUAGUUAUACCUUGUCAUAUCCUGAUCGAGUAAAACAUCUUAUACUGGCGGACCCUUGGGGGUUCUCCGAAGAACCACCUGAUCAUGAAAAACGAUUUAAAAUAAGUUGGUGGGGAAAACCUUUGGUGGCCUUAGCAAAAUCAACAAAUCCUCUUUGGAUUGUUCGUUUUUUUGGACCUUUAGGAUCAUGGCUGAUUGGAAAGACUCGUCCUGAUAUUCUUAGGAAAUUUUCUGGAGUGGUUACAAAUCCAGAUGAUAUCCCAAACUAUAUUCAUCAAUGCAACGCACAAAAACCAACCGGCGAGAGUGCUUUUCACACAAUGAUGCAGGGCUUAGGUUGGGCCAAAAAUCCCAUGAUUAGGCGAAUAACACAAUUGAAGAAUAACGUUCCGAUAACGUUUUUGUAUGGUUCGCGUUCCUGGGUUUACAAUAAUGCUGCCGACACGAUUAGGCAACUUCAGCAACAUGAUUACAUUAAGAUGCAUUCUAUAGAGAACGCUGGACAUCAUGUAUAUGCGGACGAUGCAGGCACUUUUAACAGGUUAGUUAACGAAGCUUGUGCCUUGUGCGACGCAGAACAACUGACAACCGAACAAAUAAAAGGAACUAAGAGUACAAAAGAUACGUGAAAGUAUCGAAAUAUUUACUGUACGUUCGUGCAAUCUAUUUCAAUAGAUAUAUUAGUUAAUAGACAAAAUUGCUUAAUAAAUAAUAUUUGCAAUAAACAUUUA
Malaya genurostris is the source of this 1367-nucleotide messenger RNA. It is a transcript of the gene puml, whose product is annotated as (Lyso)-N-acylphosphatidylethanolamine lipase. The transcript has 5 exons. Gene Ontology annotation, cellular component: lipid droplet. NCBI's taxonomy places the organism in Eukaryota, Metazoa, Arthropoda, Insecta, Diptera, Culicidae. Bases 186 to 1265 code for a protein of 359 amino acids. The record is from RefSeq and is a predicted model, not a curated record.